AUGGUACCUGGCAAAUUCAGGUUCACGGUCUUCAUCCGGAGAGACGAAGGUUUCACCAACCUUUUCCAGAAUUCACAGGUCGAGGACCUUUCAGAGCACCCUUGGAACAAGGCCCCUCCAGAGAGCAGCUCCACGAGGAAUACGCAGACACAGUCAACUCAGGUGGAGCUGCAAGAGGAUCAGCAAGAUGACCACCAAUUCGCGCUCUACGCUUUGCUGGCGGACUUUCGCGAGGACUACAAGGCUGAUCAGAUCACAAUCACUUCAGCAAGCGAGACGACAGAAGCUGCCUUCGCUGUGAUGCGCUUCGCAAACGCUCAGCUCCUGGAUCGACAUCCAGGUUUCGCUGACUAUGACGAUGCGCUCGAAGCCAUUGGCCAGAAGCUCAUGUGA
Fulvia fulva is the source of this 393-nucleotide messenger RNA. RefSeq lists its product as uncharacterized. NCBI's taxonomy places the organism in Eukaryota, Fungi, Ascomycota, Dothideomycetes, Mycosphaerellales, Mycosphaerellaceae. The transcript has 2 exons. The record is from RefSeq and is a predicted model, not a curated record. Bases 1 to 393 code for a protein of 130 amino acids.